AUGUCGCAAGCAACAAAAGAAAGUGCUAAGCAAUUAGUGAAGCUGUUAGAGAAGUUCCCUAAGGAGCGUGUUAAGCAUCUCAUUUCAUUCAAAGAGUCACAACUAGAUAGGUUCCGUCCAGUUGCCGGAAUAGAAACCGGUAGUGCCUCUGAGCAAAGUAAGCCUUCUCUUGCAGAGAUUAAGGAUAUUAUCAACAGAACUUCUGGCCCAUUAGGUUUGAAGAAAGAUCUAUUAAAGAAAGUUCAAGAGGCUUUACCAGAAGAACAUUUCAACGAUACUCAAAUCCAAGAACAGAUAAGAUCGUUGAAUGCUAUAAUGAGCGAUAAAUAUAAGAAUUAUUAUGCUGUAGGGGACAAAUUAUACAAGCCAGCAGGUAACCCAAUUUAUUACAAAAGAUUGCAUGACGAAAUCGAAGGUAAGGGUAAGGAAACUUUCUUUACAGCUAUGAGAACUGUCGUAUUUGGUAAGUAA
This is a messenger RNA of Kluyveromyces lactis, 471 nucleotides long. It is a transcript of the gene CBP6, whose product is annotated as Cbp6p. Gene Ontology annotation, molecular function: ribosome binding. Gene Ontology annotation, biological process: mitochondrial respiratory chain complex III assembly. The coding region runs from base 1 to 471 and encodes 156 amino acids. Gene Ontology annotation, cellular component: Cbp3p-Cbp6 complex; mitochondrion. Lineage: Eukaryota; Fungi; Ascomycota; Saccharomycetes; Saccharomycetales; Saccharomycetaceae. The transcript has a single exon. The record is from RefSeq and is a predicted model, not a curated record.